CCUGCGCGCUCCCCGCGGUGCGCGGUAGCUGGGAAAGGGAAGCGAGGAGCCGGGCUGGACUCCCGGCGAGAUCGCGCGUGCGCUGUCGCGAGCUCGGCGUUGCCGGGGCGGCGGAGUUGGGGGCCGGCGGGUGUGUGUGUGUGAGAGCGCCGUGCGGGACGCGGGGCAAUGUUCCGAAAGGCCCGGCGGGUGAACGUGCGCAAGCGGAAUGACUCGGAGGAGGAGGAGCGAGAGCGCGAUGAGGAGCAGGAGCCCCCGCCGUUGCUGCCGCCGCCGCCUGGCCCCGGCGAGGAGCCUGGCCCUGGCCCGGGCCCCGGCGGUGGCGGAGGCGACAGGGCCCCAGCGGGCGAGUCCCUGCUGGGCCCGGGCCCGCCGCCGCCGCCGCCGGCCGCGCUGACCUCGGGGACGGAGGCCGGAGGCUGCCUCCUCGGCGGCGCGGAGCCCGGCAACGGGCUGAAGCCGCGCAAGAGGCCGCGCGAGAACAAAGAGGUCCCCCGGGCCAGCCUGCUCAGCUUCCAGGACGAGGACGAAGAAAAUGAAGAAGUUUUCAAAGUGAAGAAAUCAAGUUACAGCAAAAAGAUAGUAAAAUUGCUUAAGAAAGAGUAUAAAGAAGAUCUUGAAAAAUCGAAAAUUAAGACAGAACUCAACUCAUCAGCUGACAACGAGCCACCUUUGGACAAAGCAGGUCAUGUUAAGGACACCAUUCUAGAAGAUGGAGUUAUCAUCAGUGAACACGGGGAAGAUGAAAUGGAUAUGGAAAGUGAGAAGGAGGAAGAAAAGCCAAAGGCUGGCGGAGCCUUUUCAAAUGCUUUAUCUUCUUUAAACGUUCUCCGUCCAGGAGAAAUUCCAGAUGCAGCUUUUAUACAUGCGGCAAGGAAAAAGCGUCAGAUGGCCCGGGAAUUGGGAGAUUUCACUCCUCACGAUAGUGAGCCUGGGAAAGGCCGCCUUGUUAGAGAAGAUGAGAACGAUGCCAGCGAUGAUGAAGAUGAUGAUGAGAAACGCCGCAUAGUUUUUUCUGUGAAAGAAAAGUCACAGAGACAGAAAAUUGCAGAGGAAAUAGGUAUCGAGGGGAGUGAUGAUGAUGCUUUAGUAACUGGAGAACAGGAUGAAGAGCUCAGCCGAUGGGAGCAGGAGCAGAUAAGGAAAGGAAUCAAUAUCCCUCAGGUUCAAGCAAGUCAGCCCACGGAAGUGAACAUGUACUACCAGAACACCUACCAGACAAUGCCUUAUGGUUCAUCCUAUGGCAUUCCGUAUAGUUAUUCAGCCUAUGGAUCAUCCGAUGCCAAAUCUCAAAAAACAGAUAAUACAGUCCCUUUCAAAACUCCCAGUAAUGAGAUGACUCCCGUUACUAUUGAUUUGGUAAAGAAACAGCUUAAAGACAGGUUGGACGCCAUGAAAGAGCUCUACAAAACACACAGACUGCAGCACGAGAAACACCUGCAAAGCCGCGCGGACUCCACCAGGGCCAUUGAGAGAUUAGAAGGGUCUUCCGGGGGUACUGGUGAACGGUAUAAAUUUUUGCAAGAAAUGCGAGGGUAUGUCCAAGACUUGCUUGAGUGUUUCAGUGAAAAGGUGCCACUGAUUAAUGAACUUGAAUCAGCAAUACAUCAGCUGUACAAACAGCGAGCUUCCCGCCUUGUCCAAAGACGACAAGAUGAUAUUAAAGAUGAAUCUUCGGAGUUUUCAAGCCAUUCAAAUAAAGCUCUGAUGGCACCAAAUCUUGACUCCUUUGGACGAGAUCGGGCACUGUAUCAAGAGCAUGCCAAACGUCGGAUUGCAGAACGGGAGGCCAGGAGGACUCGUCGUAGACAAGCCAGAGAGCAGACUGGUAAGAUGGCAGAUCACCUUGAAGGCCUUUCCAGUGAUGAUGAAGAAACUUCUACGGAUAUCACAAAUUUCAAUCUGGAAAGAGAUCGCAUUUCAAAAGAGUCCAGCAAGGUUUUUGAAGAUGUCCUUGAAAGUUUCUAUUCAAUUGAUUGUAUUAAAUCCCAGUUUGAAGCUUGGCGUUCAAAAUACUACACAUCCUAUAAGCACGCCUACAUCGGCCUUUGUCUGCCGAAGCUGCUCAACCCCCUCAUACGGCUGCAGCUUCUCACGUGGACUCCACUUGAGGCAAAAUGUCGUGACUUUGAGAACAUGCUGUGGUUUGAAUCUUUGCUGUUUUACGGUUGUGAAGAACGAGAGCAAGAAAAGGACGAUGUCGAUGUCGCACUGUUGCCGACCAUUGUGGAAAAGGUGAUUCUUCCUAAACUAACAGUCAUUGCUGAAAAUAUGUGGGACCCCUUUUCUACAACACAGACUUCAAGAAUGGUUGGAAUUACUCUAAAAUUAAUAAAUGGAUAUCCUUCAGUGGUGAAUGCAGAAAACAAAAAUACACAGGUAUACCUAAAAGCACUUCUAUUAAGAAUGAGGAGAACUUUAGAUGAUGAUGUAUUCAUGCCCUUGUAUCCCAAAAAUGUCUUGGAAAAUAAAAAUUCUGGGCCUUACUUGUUUUUUCAACGACAGUUUUGGUCUUCAGUUAAGCUCUUAGGGAAUUUUCUUCAAUGGUAUGGCAUUUUCUCAAACAAAACUCUUCAGGAAUUAUCAAUAGAUGGUUUAUUAAAUAGAUACAUUCUCAUGGCUUUUCAGAAUUCAGAAUAUGGAGACGACAGCAUCAAAAAAGCCCAAAAUGUAAUUAAUUGUUUCCCCAAGCAGUGGUUCGUGAAUCUGAAAGGAGAAAGAACUAUUUCUCAGUUAGAAAACUUCUGUCGAUACCUUGUACACUUAGCAGAUACAAUUUACAGAAAUAGUAUUGGGUGCUCUGAUGUGGAAAAAAGAAAUGCAAGAGAAAACAUAAAACAGAUAGUAAAACUCCUUGCAAGUGUUCGAGCUCUGGAUCAUGCUAUGUCUGUUGCAAGUGACCACAAUGUGAAAGAAUUUAAGUCUUUGAUCGAAGGAAAAUAGAUCUAUGAGACUAAAAAAAGCCUAUUUGCUCUAAUACCAUUCCCAGUGUAAAAAUUUUGUAUAUAUGUAAAGUUUCUUAAACUGUAAAAUACUGACUCAUUUUAAUACAAAGAAUGUUAUUAAUAUUCAAUACUGUGUCCUUAAAUGCAAUUUCUUCAGAAUGAAAGGAAUUCAGAUUAUUUCUAGGAAGUAUAUGAAUGGUCUCCUUACUGCCUGCCAUACUUUGUUUACAGAAGUAUUUUAUAUGGUCAAUUAAAUUAACCCUCUCAGUUAAUUGUUCUCUGUAAAGGAUGUGUGCAGUAUAUAUUAUAUAGUUAUGCAUAUAUAUAUUUAUACCACCAUGGAGUUACUUUCACACUGGAAAUUUGGGUGUUUUUCUACAGAGUAAGCCUUUUAAGAGCAGAAAAAUUAUUCAGUAGCAAAUUGUCUUAGGGAAAUUACUACACUGUUGCAACAAAAGGGCUGGCAAGUGACUAAGUAUUCAUCACUUUGGUUAGCUGUUGCUGUCACUGAAGCUGUGCUGCCUUAAAAUUGAGAGUUGAGUGUGGACUUAGUCAUUGGUGAGUGGUGAACUUUCCUUCCUUGAGUUAGCAUUACAGUCAACUGUUUGUUUAAUGUGAGCUCUAAAUAAUAUAGGCAACAUAGGUUUCUGAAGAGAACACAGAUGUUUCAUUUUUGGAAGUAAUAGACCCACAACCUAACUCCAUGGUUUUGGGCUGAGUGUCCUGUCUCAUUCAUGAUUUUACUCCCUGACCAGCUUAAAAAAAUACAUGCAUUUGCAUUUUAGUAGUCUAGCGUUAUAUUUCAGAUCCCACACAUGUGAGUUAUAUAUGCAAUAAAGAACACAUUUUGCUGAUUCACCUCACCCAGGCAGUUUAAUAUCCAUGGUCUUCUAUAAUAUUUAUCUACUGCGCUUAGUUGCUCCGUCGUGUCUGACUCUUUGAGACCCCAUGGAUUGUAGCCUACCAGGUUCCUCUGUCCUUGGGGAUUCUCUAGGCUAAAAUACUGGAGUGAGUUGCCAUGCCCUCCUCCAGGGGAUCUUCCCAACCCAGGGAUUGAACCCAGGUCUCCCACAAUGCAGGUGGUUUCUUUACGACUGAACCACCAGGGAAGCCCUAUAAUAUUUAUACCAUGUUGUAAAUGUUCAGAGAACUUUUAUGCUUUCUGAUUCUGUGAUUUUCAAAAGAGGAACUUUUUGGAAAUUAAGAACUACUGUUUGAUAAUUGUAAUUAAGCUUUAGCCAAGCAUUAAAUUAAUUUUUAAAUAGAACCAUUGUUGUAUUUGGCUGGCGACUAAUUUUAGUUAGAGCAUUUCAAAUGACUAAUAAUAGUGAGAUCAUUAGCAUGAGUAUCCUUGGUCCAGUCAAAUACUGUUUAGAACAGUGUCAUGUACUCUUUGUUGCUCUUGUCAAUUUUAUCUUUAUUGUAGGAAAACAGCUUAUCCCUACAGAUUCAUUCUUAAUGAGUUUUGUUACAACCCAGUGACCUACUAAAUAGAAUUAAAAUAGAAGGCUUAUUCUCAACUUCAGUGUACUAAAAUAUAUAAACAUGUAUAUAUAUAUAUGAAAUGCACAUCAUUUGUGCCUUAAAUUUGUUUUUUGAAACCUAUUGGACUGAUUACUUUUCCUAUAUCUGCUUUUAAGGACUCGAAGUUAAACUCGGCUUCUUCAUCCUAUAAAAUUCAUCAGGCUCUUAUACUUUCAGGAGUGAGUUUGGUGUAAGGUGAAUUUAGCAUAGAACUGUGCAUUAAACAAGUAAUUCUCAUAUCUCAACCAGAAGUUUUUUAUUCCUGAAAUAGGUAAAGGACAUUCUUUCUUAGGAAGGAAAUUGUCAAAUGUUUAAAUUCAGAGGGUGACAUUUUAAUAAAGCUGAGGUUUUUGUCUUUCA
Messenger RNA from Dama dama (fallow deer), 4829 nucleotides. It is a transcript of the gene PAXBP1, whose product is annotated as PAX3 and PAX7 binding protein 1. Gene Ontology annotation, biological process: mRNA splicing, via spliceosome; positive regulation of transcription by RNA polymerase II. Gene Ontology annotation, molecular function: DNA binding. Gene Ontology annotation, cellular component: nucleus. The record is from RefSeq and is a predicted model, not a curated record. The coding region runs from base 169 to 2943 and encodes 924 amino acids. The transcript is spliced from 18 exons. Lineage: Eukaryota; Metazoa; Chordata; Mammalia; Artiodactyla; Cervidae.